GCGUCUACACCCUCGUGUGCGUCUGUGUGUGCGCUCGGCUAGCCGGGGACCCACCGGGCGCGGGUGACCGACCUCGGGGUGCAGCUCGGGGGCCCCCCUCGGCCUCCAGGGGCGGUGCGGGCCGGGCGGAGCCUCCAGGGCUGAGUGGCGGCGCCCAGUAACCAGGGACGACCGAGGCCGCACAACCCCGGGUCCCGCACAGACAAAGCCCGGCCCCGCCCCGGCCAGGCCCGGCCAGGCCCGCAGCCGCUCCCUCUGGGCACCCCCAAAAAGGGGUCCGGCCCGGGGGGGCGGAGGCCGCGGGCCCGAUCAUGGGGAAAUCCAACAGCAAGUUGAAGCCCGAAGUGGUGGAGGAGCUGACCCGGAAAACGUACUUCACGGAGAAGGAGGUGCAACAGUGGUACAAAGGCUUCAUCAAGGACUGCCCCAGCGGACAGCUGGAUGCGGCGGGUUUCCAGAAGAUCUACAAGCAGUUCUUCCCCUUUGGGGACCCCACCAAGUUCGCCACUUUUGUCUUCAACGUCUUUGAUGAGAACAAGGACGGGCGGAUCGAGUUCUCUGAGUUCAUCCAGGCCUUGUCGGUCACUUCAAGGGGAACCCUGGACGAGAAGCUGCGGUGGGCCUUCAAGCUCUAUGACCUGGACAACGACGGCUACAUCACGAGGAACGAGAUGUUGGACAUCGUGGAUGCCAUUUACCAGAUGGUGGGCAACACUGUGGAGCUCCCCGAGGAAGAAAAUACACCCGAGAAGAGGGUGGACCGGAUCUUCGCCAUGAUGGACAAGAAUGCCGACGGGAAGCUGACGCUGCAGGAAUUCCAGGAAGGCUCCAAGGCCGACCCGUCCAUUGUGCAGGCUCUGUCGCUCUAUGAUGGGCUGGUAUAGUCUGGGCACCAGCUGGGGUG
Molecule: messenger RNA, 904 nt
Organism: Suncus etruscus (white-toothed pygmy shrew)
Lineage: Eukaryota; Metazoa; Chordata; Mammalia; Eulipotyphla; Soricidae
Gene: NCS1
Product: neuronal calcium sensor 1
Exons: 7
Coding region: 312-884 (190 amino acids)
Molecular function (GO): calcium sensitive guanylate cyclase activator activity; calcium ion binding
Source: RefSeq, a predicted model, not a curated record